Molecule: messenger RNA, 1884 nt
Organism: Dermatophagoides farinae (American house dust mite)
Lineage: Eukaryota; Metazoa; Arthropoda; Arachnida; Sarcoptiformes; Pyroglyphidae
Gene: Hs6st
Product: heparan sulfate 6-O-sulfotransferase
Cellular component (GO): membrane
Molecular function (GO): heparan sulfate 6-sulfotransferase activity
Source: RefSeq, a predicted model, not a curated record
UCAUCAACAGAAAAAAACCGAUAAAUACAAAUCAAUCAUGCAAUCAUAUAAUGAUCAAAUUGAUUUGAUUUCUAUUUCGCGAAAUUCAACUCGUAUACCUUUCUUCACAUUAUAUUCGACUCUAGAUAAAUAAAAACAGCAAUGUCAUCAAUUAAUCGGACUAUGAUAUUUAUCAUGAAAAAUUAUGCAGCCAAUAAUCAUAAUCGAAGAUUAUUAUCAUUGUCAGCUAAUAAUUAUUAACUAUUAAUAGCAUAUUUAUAUGCAUAUGUGCUUGAAAACGAUACACCUACAAUUAUAAUCAAAGAAAAAUGUCCCAUACAUCCGGUAGGGUAGUGGUCGUAGUCGUCAUUAUGAAAAAGGACCAGCAUUCAUAAUUAAAAGAUCGUUUCAAUCGAUUUCAUCGGCUCGAAAGUAUAAUUUUAAACGGCUACUAAUGAUUGCUACAUUAUUAGCGGUCAUUUCGAUCAUAACGAUUGGUCUUUAUUUUCCCGAUAGUCUUUGUUAUACAAAAAAAUCGAUUUAUGAUCAAACAGAUAAAGUAUGGAUUUCAAGCAAUUAUCUCAUUCCAUCAUACAGUCAUCGAUUAUAUUCUGGUGAUCAGAAAUUGAUCGAACGUUUGAAUAUCGAUCGAGUUUUGUUGCAUAAAUUUGGCUAUGAUUAUGAAGAUUUUGCUAGAUUUAAAGCUGCUAAAAUUCUUAUGACCAGUUUUGAUGACAUCAUCAAACAUCCAAAUUCAAGCCAAAUGAUGUUCCAAAUGAACACUAACGAUGUUUUAGUAUUUUUACACAUGCAAAAAACCGGCGGAUCAGCAUUCGAUCGACAUUUAGUACGAGAUUUGAUCCUUCCACAGCCAUGUAAAUGUGAUUCUAAACGAAAGAAAAAAUGUCGUUGCUUUCGACCGGGCACAUCAAAUAGAUAUUGGCUUUUUUCUCGUUAUUCUAUUGGUUGGAAAUGUGGAUUACAUGCUGAUUAUACAGAACUAACAAAUUGCGUGGAUAGAAUCUUGAAUCAAUUGGAAUAUCAGACCGAUAGAAUUAAUAAGAAAAGAAAUUUCUAUUUCAUGACAUUAUUACGCGAUCCGAUUUCCAGAUUUUUAUCCGAAUUCAAACAUGUGCAACGUGGCGCUACUUGGAAAACAUCUCGUCAUUGGUGUGAUGGUCGACUACCAACUAGUAAAGAAAUUCCACUCUGUUUUCAUGGUGCCAAUUGGCGUAAUGUUUCAUUGGAUGAAUUUAUGAAUUGUCCACAUAACCUGGCAUUCAAUCGACAAACACGGAUGUUGGCCGAUCUUAAUCUAGUCGGAUGCUAUAAUCAAUCAUUCAUGUCUCGUGAAGAGCGAGAUUCAAUUAUGUUAUUCAGUGCCAAACAAAAUCUUCGACAGAUGGCAAUGUUUGGUCUUUGCGAAGAACAAUUGGCAACACAGUAUGUGUUUGAGAAAACAUUCCGUUUACAAUUCCGUCGAUCAUUCAUACAGUUUAACCAAACACAUAGCCAUGAAGUAUUGGCUUCGUCAAGCCAAUCAACUAUACAACGAAUUCGUGAUUUAAAUCAUCUUGAUAUGGAACUUUAUUCAUAUGCCAAACAAUUAUUUCGUCAACGUUUUGCUACUAUUAAAGCUAAUGAUCCAAAUUUUAAUGAUUAUUAUCAACAUUUGAUUACUAAUUCUCAGUUGCAAUUAAAACGAUCGAAAUUAGCCAAACCGAACAAAUUCAUAGAAAGCAAUCGACAUACUAGUCAAUCACAAAUAGCAAAUACAAAUAUCAAUAAUCCAAAUGAAUCAGAUAAUCUGAUUGAAGAUUCACCAAGUAUCGAUUAUGAUGAUGCUUCACCUACGAAUGAUUCAAAUGAUCCAAUCGAUGAUUAUUAUGUUUAAGAAUAUUUAUA